AUCAAGACGUGGUGCGUGUCGACGCGUCCUUCUGUACGAUGCCGUGUACACAAAGUCCAAAUUCUUAAGAAAAUCUCGCCACCGUUUAUACGAGUUAAACUCCGUUGGAAAUGAGGGGGGACUAAAGAUCUUUCGUACGUUCAUUCGGGUUUCGAGUUCAGUGUAAAUCGUGCGGCCAGGAGUAUAGAUCAACGGAUAAACCGACGUUUCAGUGAGACACGUGAAAACGUUGACUGCCAGGAUGCGUUAGACUGAACGUUUUAAAAAAGUGAUGUUGAGUAACGUUUAGAGAUGAUGCGCUUAAAACGGACUUAAAGACGCUUUUGUUUGUGGUCUAAAAGUGCGCUGAACGUUCGAGCGGUACCAGUGAUAAUUGCAACCAGAGACCCAGAAGAGUGCAACGAACCCGAAAGAUCCAAGGAUCGUUGAAGGUUCCGAUGCACCCCGCGCCCAGCGCAAAAGGUGACAUCGCAACGUCGGGUCCUGCGAGUGUGUGCGCGAGUUUUUCGCUCGUUUACGCCCAAGGAGUGCAAACGUCCUAUGGAAGAUCCACAGGACAAUAGACGGAAGGAUAAUCGAUCCUCUAACGCGAUCGAAGCGUCGCGCUGUUUCGGAUCGGACUAACGUCGAACCUGCCUCGGAUCUUUCGUUGUCGUUGUUAUCGUUUAGCAACGGACACGUUUCCGACGAUGAUAAUAUUGCUUUAGAAAUUUCCCGCGUUCGUGAUUUGCGUGACAGUGAGUGGACGGUGCGCUGUCACCCGGCGAAGAGGAUGUGAAUCGGUAUCAGAGUGAACGACAUCGAAAAAACAGUUGCGGACAUGGCUUUGAGGUGGCAGGCGAGGCUGUCCAUUGCUGCCAUACUCUUCAUGUGCACCGAAGAUACACUCAGUUUAGGAGAUCGCACGAUAGACAUGGACCGACACGGCAGCCAAAGCAGACCACGAAACCAAUUGCUGGUGGACCCUUCGAGCGUGAAGCUGAAAGCGGAACCGACGUUCGACCAUUCGCAAAACAGCAACGUGACAGCCCUGAUUGGAAAGGACGCCUUUCUGACGUGCAGAGUGCGCAACCUGGGCGACAAGACCGUAUCCUGGGUCAGGAACAGAGACAUUCACAUUUUAACGGCAGGGUCGUACACCUACACGAGCGAUCAGCGAUUCCAAGCGAUUCCAGGAAAAAAUUCAAACCAAAAUAGCGAGUGGUCUGAAUGGACUCUUUGCAUAAAGUGGGCACAGGAGAGAGACCAGGGCCUCUACGAGUGUCAGAUCUCCACUAUUCCCGUCAAGUCGCACCAAUUUCGUUUAAACGUCGUUGUACCGACAGCAACGAUACUUGGAGGACCAGAUCUAUACGUGGGCGCUGGAAGCACGAUAAACUUGACGUGUGUCAUACACUUCAGCUCGGAACCACCAGCCUACAUCUUUUGGUACUACUAUGAACAAGUGCUGAGCUACGAUAGUCCCAGGGGCGGCAUCUCGGUGAUAACUGAAAAGGGUGGCGACGUUACCACCUCUUGGCUCCUUAUUCAGAUAGCGCAACCCUCGGACUCUGGGGAAUAUAACUGCAAACCCAGCAACGCCAAUACGGCUUCCAUCAAAGUUCAUGUCCUGAAUGGCGAACGACCAGAGGCGAUGCAGACCGGAACUGCGGGACCCAACUUAUCCUCGAGCUGUCUAUUGGUGUCCCUGAUCAUUUUGUACAUAUCGUCGGUGUAAACGAACGAAAGGUGCGACAACCGCAAGCCAGUUAGGCGGAGUUUUCAAGUCUGUCAGGGUAUGUUCAACGAGUUCACGCUACCCGUUUACCAGGAUCGAUAGAAUCGUUCGCGAACGAACUGUUAAUUUGACGUGCGAGUUUUGGGCUCCACGUGGCUCGUUUCCGGUCCCCUCUGUGGACGAGUUUAUAGCGAUCGUCUCGACGGUUUAUGAACAUCUUUUCGAACGACUCUACGAUCUAGAGGCAAUCUUAACCUAAGAAACGUGUUCGGGGAUGCAGACGGAGAUGCAUCUCUAAAAACAUUUAGUUAAGGAACGUCGACGCUAAUAUUGAGAACAAUUCGAUGGGAAUUGGGUUCAAUUUUAAAGGAAAGAUAAUUAGUUACAUUGCAACGUAAAGAGCGAUUUCGUACGGUUUCGUUUUUCCGAUGACAAGCUUGAUCCCCGAUGAAAGGAGCAGAUUCACGAGGGGUGUAAACGCGGGAACGACCGUCACGCUUUACGAUCGGUCGAAACCCGACUGCAGGACAGUAUUCAGUGAGAAAUAAAACGUGACUGGACUGUUCGAUCACACGGUGUUAACAAUGAAGCUUCCUCUCGAAAAAGUCCCCGAAAUUGUCAAAAUUUCCGCCCCUUUACGACGAAGGAAAACCGUAUUCUGGAGAAACGUGACUAUAGCGCUCGCCCCAAUUUUUAAGAGCGAUUUGUUCGUUGACGUAACUGCAAAUCCCUUGGCUUCUGCUAACAGUGAUCACUCGGGAUCCUUUCCUAGUUCCGAACGAAACGUAUUACAGCGGAAAGCAAAUAUGUACCUAAAAUCAAUAAUGUCGAGGCUUCCUAGAAUUGUUUGUUCUCGGUGUUAGCGUCAACGAUGAUAACACGAAACUUGUACAUAGCGUCUGUAUUAUAAAUUGUGGCCGGGUGUGAUGAUAGUUACACGCGAGCGUAAAUGCGUGCACGCGCCAAACACUCUCUCUCUCACCUGAAACCGAUGUGCUGGUGGAUCUAGUAAUUGCGUUUAUCGCGGGAAAAUCGAGUUUCGCGGUUGAAGUGGCUCCGAACGAGCGACGCGCGAACCAUGAAGCGGAAUCUUCGUCGACAGGAUUCGAGGUGGCUCGAAAUACUAAACGCUGGAUCAUCGUUCCGAAUUUCGUUAACGUUUCUGUUGUCGUUCAUUUCCUUAUGCCUCCACUUAGGAGACACGUAAGGCUGAAUAACCGUGCUGUUUAUUUAACUGUGUACCGAGCAUGAACUUCGAUUUCAGAAGCUUUAUUUUUGCUUAUGUGGAGAUUUUAAAGAUGGCGAGAAUGCGAUGGAGCGAUGAUCUCGCAGCGAUUUGCAGGUAAUCGACCUUCCCUCACGAAUCUUUGUCGUUGUUUCCGAAUCGGUGGUCCGAAGAGUUUCAAACGAAUUUCCCUCGUGAGUCCAGAAACCUUUUUACUACUUUGUAUAUUUUUCCUUCCUUUCGAACGCUUCCCUGCGUGUACGUGACACACCGUGAAAAAGGCUAUAGACCAACCAGUAAGCACCACGAGAGAAGGGUCAGUCGGGCCACCGAGUUGGAUCCACUUCGGUCGCGACGCGAGAACACGACAAUUUUCACUUUCUAUUUGUGUGUGUGUGUGUGUCUGUUUCGAUGUGAUAUCCUCGCAGGUAGGGCAGGAUCGGGCGUAGAAAAAAGUAUUCUUUUUCUUGCGCUACACCAACCGAAUUCCCUUCACUCUUGUGUUCCUAUUUACCACCACGGUGGCGAUUCUUUCCUCGGACUUGCGUCGACGAAGACGGUACAGAGAGUCCAAGAGAGAGUCGUUCGACGAAACUUCCAGAUGGAAUCGAUACGAGAAACGUGACGUAAACUUAGGAGAAUAAUUGCAGAGAAGGGGUUGAGAAAACUUUGCGAAUUUUUCUUCCCCUUUUGACGGAAACUACGUGUAACGGAUAGGACGCGGUCCAUUAACCGGCUGACCGUACAUUCGAUUUCGCGACGCGAAUUACGUUCGCGGGAAACUCGGCCUCGGAUAUUUUGUUCGAAACUCGUUUAUUUUGGUGAUCGAUAAUAACGCUCCCGGCUAUUUCAUAGGUAAUCACGUUUUGUCCACUCGUUCGAACGCGUUUUUUAUGGGCUCGGUAAAUUUGAUACGUCUUGGUUGAUAAAUCGUAUGGCACAAAGUGCUUUCAAUUUCAAUAUUUCAUUUCGUAAUUACUUUAAAAAAUAUACUGCCAAAAGUUCAAGAAGUACAACAAAUGUACUCUUAUCGAAUUACGGAAUGAAAUCAACACUAUUAAUAAACUAAUUUGCGUCAACCACCGGUUGAAACCCGUCGAUCUGAUAGAGGCAGAAAUAUAAUUUGUCCCUUUGCAACAUGCAAUUCAGCGAUUAGUUUGAAAAUAUGUGGAGUUGUAAUAUUAGUUUUGAUUAAUCAACGAGGUGCGAUAAUUUUGAGUUGUUACGUCAAUUCGUUUUCAAUUUGGUGAUUGCAUCGGUGGUAGCAUAGUUUAUUUUGCAGGUAGAAAGCACGCGAUAUACGCGAUGUAACGAGGUAAACGCACGUCGAAGAACGAGAGGGCGAAAGGAAGAAUGAAAGGAAAUGCAUCGAAACAAACUCCGGAUUUCGUUCGUUCCAGUUGAACAAAUCGGUCGCGAAUCGAAUUCAGCUCUCGUCGAUGCAAUUCGAUUGGAAAGUCGUCCUCGCAAGCCUCGAUCUCGUUCCCCUGACCGUGCACAAAUAGCUUUGCCCUCGCUGUGGCCACUUUGUCCGCGUUCGCGGCCUUUUACCUCGCUCGAAAGGAAAAGUGAUGUCGUUGGUGGUGAAUCGUGGAAAAAAACCGCGUUAAAACGCGAACAACGAUCGGAGCGGCACGGAUAAAAAAAGAAAACCGCAGCAUGAGCUGGCUCUCUCUUUGGAAUCUCUCUAUCGACUUUUUUCUGACUCGAUGCACGCGUUAUCGCGACGUAUCACCGCACAGACUAGCUACCUAAGCGAAACUAAACAAUAAGUGUCGCUGUUCAGCGAGACGGCCGUUCGAGGACGAUCGCUAAACCAGAGGAUGAAAAUAUGAAACGUUCGAAAACGGCGCGUCGUAGACUCACUCGGCAAGCCUGUAGCUCUUAAUCGACGAUGCUAAAGCAAGAAAAGAGAGGGAGAAUAAAACCACGAAAGAAUCUGUAAUCGCAGCGAUAUCGUUUAGACUAGAUAGGUAUAUUAUUGUACAUACUACAACAUUACGAUGUUUAAUAAAUAAAAACGUUG
Molecule: messenger RNA, 4968 nt
Organism: Megachile rotundata (alfalfa leafcutting bee)
Lineage: Eukaryota; Metazoa; Arthropoda; Insecta; Hymenoptera; Megachilidae
Product: zwei Ig domain protein zig-8
Biological process (GO): synapse organization
Cellular component (GO): neuron projection membrane
Source: RefSeq, a predicted model, not a curated record